Molecule: messenger RNA, 129 nt
Organism: Fibroporia radiculosa
Lineage: Eukaryota; Fungi; Basidiomycota; Agaricomycetes; Polyporales; Fibroporiaceae
Exons: 2
Coding region: 1-129 (42 amino acids)
Source: RefSeq, a predicted model, not a curated record
AUGAGUGGGGGACACGGAGGAGCCAUGCGUCGCGGGAUCAAUGGUUUGUGCCUCAAAGCGCGCAAGGCCGUGCACGAGGGAGCCAACAUUGAUUGGGCGGGCAACAGCGAGCUUCUGAGAGGCCCCUGA